UCCGAAUUUUAAAAACAAAAGAAACCCAAACGGGCCCAACUCGUUAUGUUCUAGGGUUCGAGUAUAGAGUAUCCCAUUGAUGUUCAGAUGGUGAAAUACUACUCUUAGUAGCAGAUUGAUUAAUUGAGUAUCCAAUCAACACCUACUACGUCGAUCGAGGCCGUCUGAAUUAAGUCUUUGAAGGAUCUAGUUUUCUCUCAUGGCUACUGAAGAGCCUAAAGAUCCAUUUAAAGCAAUGGACUGGAAAAAUAUGCGUAGUUUUGAUGUGCAGAAUGAGCCCAGCACUGGGCCAGUGAUAAAGAAACGGCUGCCACGAAAGAUUAGGCAAAUUCCUGAUUGCUAUUUUCUUCCUCGGAGAUCAAUACCCUCUGCCAUUGCCUUUUACGGGGCAUGGAUUGCUGGUGGAAUUGGUGCUGGGAUGCUGUUGGAGGUCUGGAUAAAGAAGAAGGUCAAAGAGGAUGGUGGUGUCAUCUGGGAGUUUGACAAGUAACGAUUGGAUGGUAUGUUUCCUAAUCCAUGGGUUAAAAUCUAGACGACAACCGAAUAUUGGACUCAAUUCCAAAGUUUUGCUGUUGCCAAAGAAAAGGGUUUUGAUUUGCAGCUUUCUUCUCUGAUUAGCUUCGGAUUGUUUGCUGUAAUGGGGGAAACUCAAUUUGGAGUACGAAUUGUUCUACAUGCUUGAAUUCUUUCCUGUUUGCAAGGGAAAAUGUUAAUAUACGUUUGGAUCUUGCUUUAACA
Rhododendron vialii is the source of this 738-nucleotide messenger RNA. RefSeq lists its product as uncharacterized. Bases 200 to 490 code for a protein of 96 amino acids. NCBI's taxonomy places the organism in Eukaryota, Viridiplantae, Streptophyta, Magnoliopsida, Ericales, Ericaceae. The record is from RefSeq and is a predicted model, not a curated record. The transcript has 3 exons.